AUGGAGCGCUCCUUCAUUUAUUGUCCCCAAGGCAAAUGGACAAUGCUCCAAAAACGAGUCUACCCACUUCCAAAAAUUUCCGAUUUACUUACGGAUAUCAGCGGAUUUACUUAUGCCUCCGCCAUUGACUUGAACAUGGGAUGUUGGAAUGUCCGUAUUACCCCCGAGACAUCUAAGCUCUGUACUAUCAUCUUACCUUGGGGCAAAUAUAUUUACCAAAAACUGCCCAUGGGCGCAAUGUCCUCAGCUUACAUUUUUCAAGAAGCUAUGAAUCGCCUCAUGGAAGGCCUCAGCCACAUCUUAACAUACUUGGACGACAUCCUCUGUGUCACCAAAGGUGACUUUGAAGACCACCUUCAACGGCUAGAACUAUGUCUCCAACGGCUCCACAAAGCCGGCCUUAAAGUUAAUUUACCCAAAUCUGAGUUUGCAACUCAACAAUUUAAAUGCUUAGGCUACUUGGUCUUGCGCCAAGGCAUUCGCCCUCUUGCUUCCAAAGUGGAAGCGAUUCAGCAGUUGAAACCCCCAAAAACUUUGAAACAAUUAUGCUCAUUCCUUGGCAUGCUCAAUUAUUACCGUGAUAUGUGGGAAAAGCGCUCACAUAUGUUAGCUCCAUUUACUGAACUAAUCAAAUGA
Molecule: messenger RNA, 636 nt
Organism: Cylindrotheca closterium
Lineage: Eukaryota; Bacillariophyta; Bacillariophyceae; Bacillariales; Bacillariaceae
Source: the annotation of a GenBank genome assembly